Messenger RNA from Aureobasidium pullulans EXF-150, 2052 nucleotides. RefSeq lists its product as uncharacterized. Gene Ontology annotation, molecular function: phenylpyruvate tautomerase activity. The coding region runs from base 239 to 1552 and encodes 437 amino acids. The record is from RefSeq and is a predicted model, not a curated record. The transcript has 2 exons. NCBI's taxonomy places the organism in Eukaryota, Fungi, Ascomycota, Dothideomycetes, Dothideales, Saccotheciaceae.
ACUUGUUCAGAUGUUGCCGACUGCGAGAGUCAUUCCCUCUUGUUAGCGGUCGAUCCGACGUCGUUGUCCUGUCACUUCCACAUUCCUUUUUAUCUCUGACUGCUCCUUCGAAACGCCAUUCUUUGUCACUAAUACCUCGUAUACACACUCUUUGUCACACACUCUUAGCACGAACUAGGCGGAUCUGUAGUACACACGGAUUCGGGAGGGUGCAUUCAGCACCGCACAAGGUACCAGGAUGCAUUUGGAAAGACCUCUCUCGUUUAAACGCGCCUCAGCGCGGCAAACAUUAUAUCCUUAUCCGGACUCCCCCGCCCUAGGAGAACAAGACCGUCAGUCAAUGUCCACAACCGGAGGAGCUUUGCCUCGAAGGGAGACUUAUAGAAGCGGCGUCUUCUCAUUGCAACCUCAAAAGACCGGAGAACAACUCGGUAGAACGCGGGAUGACGACGGAUCCGGCGACGAAAGAGACCCAGCAGAGAUUGAAGCCGCAUACCUGAAUCUUGUCGGUGGAGGAGGCAAUCGCUCAAGGAAUAUCAGCUCUGAACUGUCAUUCGGUAUGGGUGACAAGGAUGGAAUAGACGGCCAGACAUACUCGGUCGAAGACUCGAAGAGGAGGACGAAUUUCUACGAAGAGCAAUUUCAAUACAAGGGGAACGGUCUCAGCAGUGUACGCGAGAGGAUUGAGAAGGACUCGCCUGUCGUGGCUGAAUUGCGCACCAAUGUCAUUGUCAAGGAUGAAUUCACCCUCGUCACCGACAUGUCAUACAAUCUCAGUCAGCGCUAUUCCCGUCCCGAGAGCAGCAUCAUGGUCAAUGUUGAACAUUCCGCCUGCCUGCUGCUUGCUGGCUCUUUCGAACCCGCAUACAUCCUCACCAUCACCGCCCUUCCCUCCCAAUUACAACCCGUCACCAACAAGCGCAAUUCGGCCUUGAUCCAAUCCUUCAUGGCAGACAUUCUUGCUGUCCCACCAGAAAGAGGCAUUCUCCGAUUCCAGCCCAUCGCAGAAGAGAAUCUGGCGACAAACGGCACCACCGUCUUUGGCGAGAUCGAACGCAUUGAAAAGAGCAGUAGCGACAACGACGUGACAGCCGCCAAUGCCAUCAAGCGCGCCUGGACCCGUGGCUCGCGACGAUCCGUUCACGCGAAGAAACCGACAGUCCGAAACACCGACGACGUUCCUUCCGCACUCCCCCAAGUCGCAAACACACACCUACCCACAACGAGCCACUCCCGCCAACCUAGCCAGAACCUCUCCCAAUCCGCCGUAUCUCUCACCUCCCACCCAGGCCCAGCUUUCGUCGCUGGUGCAACAUCUCCCGUUUUGGAAGAGAAGCCCGUAAAAGAGCAGACACCUACACCUGUUGCGACGCCGAAUGGCGAUGAGAAGAGAAAGAGCACGUUGAAUGGCAUACUGAAGAACGUCUCCAACUCUCCCAGGCCGGGCUCGGCUACACCUAUAAUGAAGCCUCCACCUAUACCGCAGACUGCUUCGCCAGUCAGUCCGAAAGUGGCCAAGAGGAAGAGUUUCAUCUCAAUCUUCAAACGAUAAAAUUCCGUGGAUCAUAAAGAGCUCGGAAAUUUGGGUCAAAAACAUGGUCAAAGGUUGGUUGGCUAUUCACAUUUGCAUAUCACGGCGUUUCUUUCCUUUUCGUUUCUUGUCUAUAGAUCUUUUUUUUCUUCCUCUGUUGCUGGCAUGUCAUAUAGACAUUGCCAAUUUCGUGUGUCUCUUGCUUUAUACCCUGUUUGGAAACCCCCCAAUUUUUCUGCUUUCCAGUUGAGCAUUUUCUGGCGUUUCCCUUUUUUUGUUCUUUCACAAUACAAAUUCAAAGUAAUAUUCUCCCAUCCAAUUCCUCUUUUUCUUAUGUUUUUCAAUGCUCUUGCGGGUGACACCUUGCUGUCGACUCCUUUGACGAGGUUCGGUAUUACACUACAGUGAUGCAUCCAUGCUUUUUGGUGAAAUCGCAACUGUCAAAUGAGAGUUUGGAGAUAAUCGGUUGACUUCAUGAGAUUGAAUGAAACUAUUAUCAUGCGUUCUGUACAGCUGAGGUG